AUGAUAGGAAAGGUAGCUUUGAUUACAGGUUCCUCUUCUGGUAUCGGUGCCGCUAUAGCCUUAAAGUUGUGGUCUUUGGGUGCAAAUGUAGUCAUCACUGGAAGGAAUGAGAAACGAAUCCAAGAAGUGGUCAACAAAUGCCAGAAUCGGGACAAUCAGAGAGCGCUUGGAAUGAGGGCUGACUUAUUGGUGGACAAAGAUAUCGAACAAUUAGUGGCGAAGACUAUCAAAGAGUUCGGCAAAAUUGAUAUUCUAGUCAAUAACGCCGGUAUCGGAACUACUGUUCAAUUAAAUGAUCAAAAAUACAUCGAAACCUUUGACGAGAUUUUUAAGACUAAUGUUAGAUGUAUUCAAGUGUUGACAAAACUAGUGGUCCCUUAUCUGGAGAUAACUAAAGGCAAUAUCAUUAACGUCUCGAGUUUUGAAGGACUCAGACCUAAUCCGGUGACAAUGGUUUAUUGUAUGGCGAAAAGUGCCCUGGACAUGUUCACUAAAUGCCUGGCACUAUCAUUAGGUCCAAAAGGCAUUCGCGUGAAUAGUGUUAACCCGGCCGCCAUUCGGACGCCAAUAUUCUUUACGGUUACCGAAAACGACAAAAUGCUUGAUUGUGUGGAGAAGUAUUGCAAAACCGCUUAUCCCUUAAGACGUAUCGGAGAACCGGAAGAAGUGGCAGAAUUGGUCGCAUUCCUGGCCUCAGACACCACCGCGUCGUUCAUUACCGGAGCACUCAUUCCGAUCGACGGCGGGAGUCUUCGCGCAGAUCUCUCGGCCAUUGACUAUAUAAACCUUUAAUACAUUUCUGUUUGUUUUAACUAUACUUGAAU
Messenger RNA from Medioppia subpectinata, 824 nucleotides. The record is from the annotation of a GenBank genome assembly. Lineage: Eukaryota; Metazoa; Arthropoda; Arachnida; Sarcoptiformes; Oppiidae.